UCCAUAUCGGUGCGCACUGAUGGAGAUGUUCACUUGUUAGUGGUCGGUCGUCGUUGUAGACACCAAGACGGAUCGUUCAGUGACUUGGUGGACACGCAGAGGAGAUUUAUGAAGUUAAAGGGAUACUUUGUGGAUUACACAAACUAUUAGAUUAGAUGUAGUUAAAUAGUAAGAUGCGUCUUUGUCCAAACGUCCAGUUGAGCUUUUAUAAAUGAAGUGGUCAUGGAAAACACCAGUUCUUCUGGAAUACAUGCAAUUUACCAUUUAUUCCUUGUAUGGCUCCUUCUAUGCCCUCUGUGUUCUCAAGGAAGUUGGAUGCCGACAGGAGAGGAGACCCGGUUCUGAUCUUUGUGUCACACUGCUCCGCAUCACAGGUGGUUGGGCUUCACCUCUGUAGGAGUGCUAGAGAAGAUGGGCUGCGCGCAUUUGCCCUUAUCGCACAAGCAGAAGGACCUGUGCGCGCGCAAACCGCACCUUCUACCCAGCGUUAAAGAAGGCGCGCGCCUGGGCAUCACCGAGUGCCAGACCCAGUUUAAGCACGAGCGCUGGAACUGCUCGACCAGACGGGACCCGUCCGUGUUCGGAUACGAACUCACCAGCGGUACAAAAGAGACGGCGUUCAUUUACGCAGUAAUGGCUGCCGGACUCGUUCACGCUGUCACUCGCGCGUGCAGCGCGGGAAACAUGACCGAGUGCUCGUGUGACGGCAGUCUGGCGGGCACAGGGUCACUGUCGGAAGGUUGGCAUUGGGGCGGCUGCUCGGAUGACAUCGCGUACGGGACCUGGUUCAGCCGCCGGUUCAUCGACAAUUCGGUGAAAAACAUCUCGAGCCGCGGUGAAGACGCCAUGUUUACCAUGAACCAACAUAACAGUGAGGCUGGGAGACAGGCGAUUGCCAAGACAAUGAUAACUGACUGCCGGUGCCAUGGCGUGUCGGGUUCGUGUGCAGUAAAGACGUGUUGGCGCACAAUGGCUGCUUUUGAGCGUGUUGGCGUCUACCUGAAGGAGCGCUACGAGACCAGCGUUCAGGUGAUGGACCGUUUCAAACGUAAGGUGAGACGCAAGGAAAAAGACAGCCGGCACAAGCCCAUCACAAAAGAGGAGCUAAUCUUUCUCAACAAAUCACCCAAUUACUGCUUAGAGGACCGGCGGUUGGGCGUGACGGGGACCAGGGGUCGCAGAUGUAACAGAACUUCAGCCGGGCCGGACGGCUGCAACCUCCUGUGCUGUGGGCGGGGCUAUAAUACGCACGUGGUACGACACGUAGAACGCUGCGAGUGCAAAUUCGUUUGGUGCUGUUACGUUCGCUGUCGUCGCUGUGAGACGAUGAGCGACAUGCACACCUGCAAGUAGAGCAGAUUUGGACAGGGUGGGAAAAAUGGAGACCACACCUCGUGUCGAAACUUCUUGCGCAAACCCUUUAGGGCCUAGCAAACAAGGGUGUUGACGAAAUAUCCAUGGCAACCGAUGAUCCAAAGCAAGAACUGGGAAAGGGGGGAAUGGCAUAAUCCUCUUCAAUUUCACAUGCGCAACACUUCCCAUGGGCUUCAAAUGGGAUUCAAGCCAUUUUGUAUAUAUUGACUUUGGACCUUAAAUAGUUUGCUCGAAAAGACCCACAUAGAAAAGUGUAAAUAGAUGUGUAUCUUAAAAUAUUUGAUCUAUACUUAAAAUGAAAUGCAUUCAUAAUUUUAAGAAUAUUUUCAAUGCAUUUUUAUGGCAUUUGUCAUAAAACCUAGGUAGGUAAUGGAUGUAUUGUGCAAUUGCUUAUACACAGCAAUAGCUCAUACGUGGUAAAAAAUGAAAGUUGGAUCUACUUGAAAAAUUACUCCAUAUACAUAUUUUUAGGUGUUACCUAUUCCAGUAAUUUAAGUUAAUCCAACUUUAAUUUCUUCAGUGUAGUUUCAACAUUUAAUGUACAUAUUAAGUUAUGAACAAUUGUCUAUGGCUUACAACUAGACUUAAAACUAUUUUUUGAAUUAAACAAAAAAUAAACAUCCAUGCUUUGUAUAAAAAUCUUUUAAGUUAUCCUUGCUUGUGACUGCUUUUUUAU
Molecule: messenger RNA, 2050 nt
Organism: Paramisgurnus dabryanus
Lineage: Eukaryota; Metazoa; Chordata; Actinopteri; Cypriniformes; Cobitidae
Gene: wnt16
Product: wingless-type MMTV integration site family, member 16
Biological process (GO): multicellular organism development; cell fate commitment; neuron differentiation
Cellular component (GO): extracellular region
Molecular function (GO): frizzled binding; cytokine activity
Source: RefSeq, a predicted model, not a curated record